AUGACCAACAACGAAGCAGGCACGAGCAACAAACAGGCUGCUUGUCUUAACUGCCGCAAAAGCAAGAUCAAAUGUCGCCGUGAAGAAGAUGCCUCCAUCUGCGAGAGAUGCGCACAUGUCGGCACUGAAUGUGUUAUACCAGAAUUCCAUAUAGGAAGACAAAAAGGCGUGAAGAACAAGCGUUCUGGAUUGGAGAAAGCCAUAUAUCAAGUCGAGGAGGCCAUCAAGAAGAGAAAGGCUGAUAAUACGACGAAUCUUACAACACUUGAGCAUUUGAAGAAGCUAUUAGGCGAAAAAGAUGGCGAAGAAAAGCAUACUCAAACUAACCAUUCCACAACAUCACCCAGCAAUCAUGUGAAACCGCUUGCAGAAAAAGACGUUACUCCAACUUCAAACGGAGGCGACGAUCAGCUCGAAGGAGUCGAAAACCCGCUUCAGCUACUUGCUCGGGCGUCAGAUCUCCGCAUUGCAUCUCCCUUGACGCCUCCAGGAGGAAGCAUCUCAACACCGGGUACAUGGCUCUCUAGCGAGCACGGCCCAUACAUGGAUGUGCAACGCUUCUUCCUGCCAAUGAAGGCGAACCUUGAUCAAGGCCCAGGUCUCGACCCAGUUGAAGUCGGGCUUGUCACUUUUGAAGAAGCGGAAAUGCUGCUGGCCUAUUUCCAUAAGCAUCUGGCACACACCCGCUGGGGUCUUGAUCCUCUAGUGCACACUACCCACUUCGUUCGGAGUCGCUCGGCCUUUCUGUUCACCACACUGCUGGCUAUGACAGCGAUAUUUCUGCCAGAAACUGGAGCGUUGGCGAAGAGGCUUCUCCUUCAUCGCAGAUUUCUGGCUGAACAAGUCAUUGUGCGCAAGUUUAAGUCUGUUGAGAUUGUUCUUGCUUUCAUGGUUAGCAUACCCUGGAUGCCCCCAGGAUCGUAUGCCAGCGAUGAUGACACGAGCUUAUACCUAGCUACCUCUUUGUCCAUCGCCUUGGAUCUGUCGCUUGACAAGAUUGUUACCCCUUCUUCGUUCUUGUCUCCAGAUCGUCUGGCACAAAUUCCGAGAGCUGACUGCCUAGAUGCCAAACGUGCGUUGUCCAUGGAUGGUUUCGAGGAUAUCGACCCUGGCUCUGAGUGGGGCAUGCGACUAUUGAGACGAAGGGAGCGCGUGUGGAUAGCUCUCUUUGUCUUAGAAAGGGGUGUCUGCUUAGCACGCGGUCGUAGCUACUGCAUUCCGAAGACAUCGCUCAUCUUAAAUUGCGAUGAGUGGCAUAACCAUGCAAGCUCGUACGUUCAAGAUGGUCCGUUGGUGUCCAUGGCGGUACUACGGAGAGACUUGGACGAUCUGUUUGCAAAUGUCAGGUCGAGAUGCGAUAAUCAUCGUACUAUGAAUGGGGGCCCCAAAGCAGCUCAGGAAAUUGAUUGGGCUAUUGAAAGCUUCUUCGACCAGUGGUCUCACACCUGGACAUCAGUCAUUGGCAAUACCGAGAGUAAGACACUACCACCAUAUGUCGAGAUUCUCGUCACACAUACUCGCCUGUCCACCUACAGUAUGCUCUUGAACCACCCGACCGCCCCACCCGAAGUCAAGCGAUCUUUUCGGGCGUCUGCUUUAUCCUCUGCCCUCAACGUCAUGCGUGCCGCUAUCCAGGGAGAAUCACGCCUGAAUUCCAUGCCAAACAACACGGUUACCAUGAUCUGCUUUGCUGCUUCAAUUGCGCUAGCUUUGAGCGCACCAGUCCCUGGAAAAGGUGGCAACCAGAACCUCGCUCCCAGCGUUCGACACCUCAUCGAGGAGACAGCAACAGUGCUUGAACGCAUAGGCAGUACACCAAUUCACAGGAACGGAUCCUCAGUCGUAUAUGGUCGCUUUUUGCGCGUACUUGUCAAACAAGCCCCCGACAUGAACUCCCUAGCACCAACGCGAAGCGACCCUCCUGAUCUGGAGCGUGCACAGACGGGAUCUCUUGAUGCUCUCGUAAAGCACGACUCUGGUAUCCAGAAUACCGGAUAUGCACAAGAGGUGGCAAACCUCUGGCCCCAACCUUUGGACUUUUCAGCCAUGAGCUACAAUGAGGUCAAUGAGACUGUGACGAACUCGGAUCUCUUCUCCACGGCCAUGCUGGAUCUACCCUGGGAUUCGAGCAACCAGUUGAUGUGGACUGAUUGGUUGAAUCUACCUGAUUUUAACUUUCCUUGA
Molecule: messenger RNA, 2184 nt
Organism: Parastagonospora nodorum SN15
Lineage: Eukaryota; Fungi; Ascomycota; Dothideomycetes; Pleosporales; Phaeosphaeriaceae
Exons: 3
Coding region: 1-2184 (727 amino acids)
Biological process (GO): regulation of DNA-templated transcription
Cellular component (GO): nucleus
Molecular function (GO): DNA-binding transcription factor activity, RNA polymerase II-specific; transcription cis-regulatory region binding; zinc ion binding
Source: RefSeq, a predicted model, not a curated record